Messenger RNA from Malaya genurostris, 2889 nucleotides. Its product is annotated as galactosylgalactosylxylosylprotein 3-beta-glucuronosyltransferase S. Bases 611 to 1705 code for a protein of 364 amino acids. The record is from RefSeq and is a predicted model, not a curated record. Gene Ontology annotation, molecular function: galactosylgalactosylxylosylprotein 3-beta-glucuronosyltransferase activity. Gene Ontology annotation, biological process: chondroitin sulfate proteoglycan biosynthetic process; carbohydrate metabolic process. Gene Ontology annotation, cellular component: Golgi membrane. NCBI's taxonomy places the organism in Eukaryota, Metazoa, Arthropoda, Insecta, Diptera, Culicidae. The transcript is spliced from 5 exons.
UCCGUUCUCUGAGCUUGUGGUUGUGAUCGCUCGUGUUGCUCUUUGAUGCAUCAACUAUCGAAUUCGUCGGUGAUGUGCUGCUCCAUUCACAAAUCGACACUCAUCGACCAAGCUUGCAGCGAGUGAACAGCGCAACAUAUUUUGUCAGAUAGGUCUACCUGUCAAGAGAAGAAAGAAAAUGUGUAAAUAUUUUUUCGCAACUUUGUUUCGAAAGGGAAAAGCUGCAAUCGUGGUAGCGGUUUAUUCAUCGAGUUUAGUUAUACAAUAUUGAAAUAGCCUCACGAAUUUGAUUUACCUAGUUCAAUCCUCAUAAGAGUCACAGUUCGAAUGCUUUAAUUAGUAUGUGCCAAAUUCGUCAUUCUAGUUAAAUAACCACAAGCCGCAUAACCAUGUUGACAUUCGACAGCGGAAUCUAAUGAAAAGCUAUGUUCUGCGGAUGAAACGAAAAGACGCUUGUGCUGAAAAUCUCGAAUAUUUUUGUUCACUUGAAAUAGUGUUACAGUUUUUUGACCCAAGAUGCUUUGGCUGGGAGCAGUGUUUAGUUAACUAAUAAUCAUCGCAUGAAACGGAUAAUUUAUAUUGGCCAAAAUAUUGCAAUAGGAUACGAGGAAUGCUGCUGAGGAUGGUAUAUUCUUCCUGCCGCAAUAUGACCCGGGCUAGAAAUUUUGCCCUGGUGGUGUUGUUUCUGCUGCUAGCUGGUAUUUUUAUAUUUAAUAACGUCAAUUUCGUUUCCUCAGACGAUACAAACAAGGAAUACUCAAUGGUUCCCGAGAAUGACACCAUGCUAGUGUGCUUCGAAAGCUUUGCAGAUACCCGAAAACGGAUAUUCUACGGCACAGAAAGUGACAAUGCUGUGGAUCCGGCAACUAUCUACUUCGUUACACCGACAUAUCCUCGGCGAGAGCAGUUCGCAGAAAUAACACGACUCGGCCAAACACUAAUGCAUGUUCCUCAUCUGCACUGGAUUGUUGCCGAUGACACGGACAGCUGCAACCAGUAUCUUAACAAUCUGCUGAAGAAGUUUGGCAUACCUUACACUCACAUCGCCAGCCCAAUGCCAGCAUUUUAUCGCACUAAAAAACUGGUCCCGAGAGGUGUUGCUAACCGACGCGCUGCGUUAUCAUGGAUACGUAAUAAUAACAAGAAGAAUGGGGUCUUGUAUUUCGGCGACGAUGAUAACACAUUCGAUCUGAAGCUAUUUAGCGAAAUUCGAACCACUAAGAAAGUGUCGAUGUUCCCGGUCGGACUAAUUGGGGAUUACGCAGUCAGUACACCAAUUGUGACAAAUGGUAGGGUGCAGGGCUUUUUCGAUUCAUGGCCAGCGAAACGAAGGUGGCCUGUAGACAUGGCCGGGUUUGCAGUAAAUCUCGAAUACAUGGCUCUCAGUUCGAAUGUGACGAUGCCAUACAAGGCAGGCUACGAAGAGGAUGAGUUCCUCAAAAGCAUCGGGCUCAAAAUGCAGGAUAUCGAACCAAAAGCCAGCAACUGUACGGAAAUUCUUGUAUGGCACACACAAACCAAAAACAAUAAACCGCCAAAGAUACGCAUCAGUAGUGGAGCGCUACAGAAUGAUAAGGGUAACUUAGGGGUACUACUGAAACAGCUUGAGACAAUGGGCGUCAGCCAUAUCAGCCAGUCCGAAGGCACAGCUGCCCAGAUCACAAAGGACGGUAAAUCAAAAUCACUACUAUCAUGGUUCAGUUAAUUUAUCUCGCCGAAACUGGCUGCUGGUAAGGAUAUUUUAGCAACGAGUUGCAAUAAUCUGGUACCGUAAGUUUCACUGACCUUUGCACGAUCUGUAUAUAUAAUGUGAAAGAUAACCGCUCCGAGCAUGUUCAGAACCGGCCAGAGUACAGCGACACUCCUCAUCAAACCGAUUAUUUUAGUAUAGUUACAUCAUGUCGCACACAAUCACAGCAACAGAAGUUUACCAAUCAUCGACAGGAAAGAGUGGUGGAAGAUAUCAAAUAAAAAACGCACUUUUUUAAAUUGACACACAAAUUCGUUUGCGAAAAUCUAAAUGAUAGAUAAAAGACAUUUUAAUAAUAAGCAAGGUCGGUAAAUUGUAUCAUUAUUGGAUUGAAAGGUAUUAUGAAUAUACUCAAAAGCUUAAUUGGAUUUCUUAGGACCUGAUUUCUAAAGCAGCAGCACAAUUAAUUUCAACUUAAAUUAGAUAGAUCAUAACUUUUGAGAGGUAAUUCGACAAAGAAAAAUAAGCCAUGCAAAUACAUGUAUAAAGAAAGGAAACGAUUUGCUACUGGAAAAUCUUCCACGUAUAAGAUUAUAGUUUUCAUUCAAUUUGCUGUGAUAUUAGUUUAGAUUCAUCAGUACGUCCAAUAAAAUUUCGUUUUUUUUAAUUGAUAGAAUCAAUUAGUUUCGUUUAGUUUGAUGUGGCGUUUUGGUGUGAUCACUAUAUGAUAGCAAGAAACAGUUUUCGUUCAAAAACACAAUACUAAAUCAUCAUAAUGGUUACCUGAAACUGUCCCAACUACACUUCAUCUUUGACAGUGACUGUAAAACUAGUAAGCAUUUUAGUUGAACCUCUCGGUUGAUAAUUGUUCUGCCAGACACUAUCAAAUAAACUCCGGUCCUCGAACAUUUAGACUGCUUUUGUGUGAAUCAUCAGAAAUAGGGACAGAACGGUUUCUUUCCUAGGUGCCAAUCAAGCAAGCAAAAAAUUGAUACGCUUUCUCUUGAAUCUACCCUUUAGGUUUAAUCUUCGCUGAAAGCAAGCAUACUUUUUUACGCUUUGCUUAUGGGACAAUUCACUGAAAGUUCCAAUGAAUCUUUGAUAUUAUUCGAAACAACUAAGUUUGUUUAAAACUACAAUGAUCUGUUCCAUAGUAUAGAUACAAUAAGACAAAACCAAUAAAAAUAAGCUAAAUUGUA